GGGCGUGGCCGGCCAGGAGCGCGUCGCUUGACUGCGCAGGCGCAGUACGCGGGCUCGGAAGCGGCGGCGAGGGGCGGGUGCGAUGCGGCCGGCGGGAGCAUGACAGGUGGCGGGAAGCGGAGGCCGCGCGGGGCGGCGGGCCCGGACGGCGAGCAGUGUGAAAAAAAUGGAGAUGUUAAGAAGAGAAGGUCAAAUCAGGCAGAUAUUGCCGAUAAUCUUCGUCAAGAGGCAGAAGCAUGCUAUCGGCUUAGGCUGCCUGAAGACUUUUAUCAGUUUUGGAAGUUUUGCAAGGAACUAGAUCCUGAGAAACCAAGUGAUGCGCUCAUGUCAAGUGUUGGACUUAAGCUGGUUGGACCAUAUGAUAUUCUUGCUGGAAAACACAAAAAAGCAAAAUCAACAGAUCUGGAUUUCAAUCUUCACUGGAGAUUCUUCUAUGAUCCCCCAGAAUUCCAGACUAUACUUGUUGGGGAUAGCAAAACACAGUAUCACAUGGGAUAUUUUAGGGAUGUGCCAGAUGAACUUCCAGUGUGGGUUGGUGCAAAUGAAGCUAAGAAGGGCUGUGUGAUUACACAAGUUGGUGAUAAUGUCUUUGCAGCAGUCAAAUUAUUUUUGUCAAAAAACCUUAAGGAAGUGACUGAUAAAAAGAAAAAUGCUAUUUUGAAAGACAUAGAUGAAAAACUAACAAGAACAGCCAAAGAACUGGGUUACUCUUUGGAACAAAAAACCAUGAAGAUGAAACAGAGAGAUAAGAAAGUGGUGACCAAAGCAUUUCAUGGAGCAGGCUUAGUUGUUCCUGUAGACAAAAAUGAUGUCGGAUACAGAGAACUUCCUGAAACAAAUGCCAAUCUUAAAAAAAUUUGUAAGGCCAUUGUUGAUGCUCCUACUGAUGAUGAGAGACUGAAGGCCUUUGCACCCAUUCAAGAAAUGCUUACCUUUGUUCAGUUUGCAAAUGAUGAAUGUGACUAUGGAAUGGGGUAUGAACUAGGCAUGGACCUGUUCUGCUAUGGAUCACAUUACUUCCACAAGAUAGUGGGCCAGCUCCUGCCCCUGGCCUACACCCUGCUCAAGAGGAACCUUUUUGCAGAGAUCAUCCAGUCACACUUGGCCAGCCGGCGGGAGGACAAGGUGGACCAGCUCGCUCCCUGAGCCGGGGGGUGCAGGCGAGGGGGCAUCCUUGCGUUCUCGGGUGUGGGGUUUGGGUUUUCUGUGUUGUGCAUGUCUGUGGGUUUGUGCCCCACAUUCAGUAAAGCUUUUCUAAUGAC
Molecule: messenger RNA, 1262 nt
Organism: Columba livia (rock pigeon)
Lineage: Eukaryota; Metazoa; Chordata; Aves; Columbiformes; Columbidae
Product: histone PARylation factor 1
Exons: 8
Coding region: 100-1146 (348 amino acids)
Biological process (GO): regulation of protein ADP-ribosylation; DNA damage response
Cellular component (GO): nucleus
Molecular function (GO): poly-ADP-D-ribose binding; histone binding
Source: RefSeq, a predicted model, not a curated record